CGGCUCGACAGCGUUGCUGCGGUUCAGGAUGCCUUUCCCUCGAGCCCUUCAUCACACGGUGGCGAUCCUCCAGACGAAGACGACGAUCGUCAAAAGGAAAUGAGAAAGCUCGAAUUCCGGGAGCAUCGAAAGAGGCAUUACAAUGAAAUGGAACUUGUGAGACAAUUCCGACAGGAGCACCCAGACGGUGUGGAUAUUGGUGCUGAUGCCGACGAUGAGGAGGAAAAUUAA
Seminavis robusta is the source of this 231-nucleotide messenger RNA. Lineage: Eukaryota; Bacillariophyta; Bacillariophyceae; Naviculales; Naviculaceae. The record is from the annotation of a GenBank genome assembly.